AUGGGUGGUUCGACUAGUUCCCCAAUUCCUGGCGGUGGGACCUCUGGAUACCAUGUUCUACGAGUUCAGGAAGGUUCACCGGGUCAUCAAGCUGGUUUGGAAGCUUUUUUCGAUUUCAUCGUAGCGAUAGGUGAUAAACGUUUGGAAGAAGAUAAUGACUGUAUUAAGGACCUCCUACAGGCUAAUAAAGAUAGACCUGUUCGUCUUGUUGUCUAUUCGAGUAAAUCACAAUCCUGUCGUGAAGUAUCCCUAAUACCAAAUAAUCAUUGGGGUGGUCAAGGUUUAAUGGGUGUUAGUAUCCGGUAUUGUUCAUUCGACAGAGCGAACGAAAAUGUAUGGCACGUGUUGGAUGUUGAGCCUAAAUCACCAGCAGAUAUGGCUGGCUUAAAACCAUAUACAGAUUAUAUAAUCGGGGCUAAUUCAAUACUGAAUAGUAGAGAUGACUUUUUCGACCUGAUUGAUUCCUCGGAUGGGCAUGUCGUUCAGUUAUAUGUUUACAAUUCCGAAUCAGAUUCAUGCCGUGAAAUUCAUCUUAAACCAGAUUCUAAUUGGGGUGGCAACGGUCUACUCGGUUGUGAUAUUGGUUAUGGUUACCUGCAUCGUAUUCCAACAACCGGGCUACCACCUACACCUUCACAACAACAAUCAUCAUGUGGUGCAGUACAUCAGGUUCAAGAGUUCACUAAAAUACCUGCUGGAGACCAAAAGAUGUCACCUAUGCCAUCAGAUCAAACUGUGAAUGGAAUUUCUGCACAAUAUUCUCCUCCGCCUCCAUACACGUUUAGCACUGCAACACCACACGCAUUUGCUGAGGUCCCGUUAGUUUCAACAUCAUCAUCAUCAUCGUUACCACCUCAACCUCCAACAGCAGCAGCCUACCCAUUCCAAGCUGCAGUCAGCAGUACAGAUUCCUUUGAUCAAUCCUAUACCCCUGUACCACCAUCAGCAUUUAUGCAGGCUUCGAAUAUUCCUCCUCCUGCACCUCUUCCUCCAGGAUUGACAAAUAUGUUUCAUGUACCACCAAUGAGUUCAUCUAGUGGACCAGUCUUCUCACAGAACACACCUUUAAUUUCUUUUGAAUCCACAACAAACGAUGAAAAUACUCCUCAGUAUUCACAGUUUCAUAUUCCACAGACAAGUGCUCGAUACUUUAAUCCAGUGAGUGAUAAUCUGCCUUCAUCAACAGUGAUUUCUUUACCUGGAAUGCCUCCGUUGGAUGUAAAAAUGCCUCCUUUAGAAAGUCUUAAUCUUUCGGCGAACCCCAGUUCAUGA
Heterobilharzia americana is the source of this 1272-nucleotide messenger RNA. The record is from the annotation of a GenBank genome assembly. Lineage: Eukaryota; Metazoa; Platyhelminthes; Trematoda; Strigeidida; Schistosomatidae.